AUGAAGUCGUUCAUUAUGUGUCUACUUCUCGCUCUCGUCUGCCUGUUGGCUGUGAAUUCAGCUACUGCCAGCAUAAUGCGCAGACAAACACUGCUGCCGAGUGACAUCGAUGAAAACGAUGAAGGCAUAAUGAUUGAUGACGAAGAAGAUAUCGACGUCGACAUCGAAAUGAUGAUGAAGAGAAUGCCGGAGAAAAGCAUAAUGAAUAGUGACGAUGGACAUGUAACCGACUCCAUGGUCAUUAUGAAAAGAACACCAGGGAAGAAGAGCAUGAUGAAUGAUGACGAUCAAGAUGAUAACUACAACAGGGACGUGAUGAAGAGACAAAUGAGGAUAAAUGAAGCGAGAAUUUUGAGCGACAAAGCCUUUUUCGAAAUGAUGGUAAGAAUACCGGAGAACGGCAUAAUGAAUGUUGACGAGGCCUUAAUAAGCAUGCUGGGGAGAAUAGAGGAGAAUAGCAGGAACAAGAUGGAGAGACAAGCGAAGAGACGUCUCGGUGAACAUGAAGUACGAGAUGAAGUUGACGGAUUGAGUAAGAAGAUAUACUGGGGGGGUUCCUAA
Molecule: messenger RNA, 561 nt
Organism: Mesocestoides corti
Lineage: Eukaryota; Metazoa; Platyhelminthes; Cestoda; Cyclophyllidea; Mesocestoididae
Source: the annotation of a GenBank genome assembly